Molecule: messenger RNA, 669 nt
Organism: Microthlaspi erraticum
Lineage: Eukaryota; Viridiplantae; Streptophyta; Magnoliopsida; Brassicales; Brassicaceae
Source: the annotation of a GenBank genome assembly
AUGGAGAGAAGCAUCUCUUACAUCACCUCUACUCAGCUCCUUCCUCUUCAUCGUCGGCCCAACAUAGCCAUCAUCGAUGUCAGGGAUGAAGAGAGGAAUUAUGACGGGCAUAUAGCUGGAUCACUACACUACGCGAGUGGCUCGUUUGAUGACAGGAUCUCUCAUCUUGUUCAAAAUGUCAAGGACAAAGACACACUUGUCUUCCAUUGUGCUCUAAGCCAGGUUCGUGGACCAACUUGUGCAAGAAGGCUCGUGAAUUAUCUGGAUGAGAAGAAACAAGAUAGUGGAAUCAAAAACAUCAUGAUCCUGGAACGCGGCUUCAAUGGCUGGGAAGCUGCUGGAAAACCGGUUUGCCGCUGUGUUGACGUUCCUUGCAAAGUCCAGAGCCCUAAUCUCAAUAUGGUUUGCGUUAUGUGUUUGGUGCCGCUGUUCCUCAUCCCGCUCAUCAAUUUACUGCCUCGGAUCAUCGAUUUAUUAAUGGCCAAAGUGUACGCGUUGCUCGGAUGGGAGUACAGGAAGCCAGCGAGAGUUCCUCCAGCUUGUCCUUUCAAGCCAGUUGCUAAAAACGACAACGCCACCAAAGUGGCUGCGGAAACUGGAACUGAAGGUACAGAAGCAAUAGCUAAACCUAUCGUUGCGGAGGAGACUGGUGGGGUUAAGCACGAUUGA